CAGUAGAUAGAAGUUUGACCUCAUGACCAACUGCUUAGACCAAACCCUCCCAAUCCUCAAAAGUUCUAUUUUCAAAGGAAAGGCUCCACUCUUUAACCAACUUUUUCACAGCAAAUGUCAAUGCCUCUUCACUGUGGAUUCUUCUUCUUCCUCAUACUAUUUCUUCAACCCUCCAUCUCCAAAUCACUGAUCCCUCAGUUCCCAUGUCAGCCUCCUUACCAUAGCUCCUACCCCUUCUGCAACAAAUCUCUCUCUAUUCCUGCAAGAGCUCAAUCUCUCAUCUCUCUAUUGACCCUCCAAGAAAAGAUCUUGCAACUCGCAAAUAAUGCUUCGGAGAUUCCAAGACUUGGAAUCCCACCUUAUGAAUGGUGGUCUGAGUCUCUCCAUGGUAUUGCCACUAAUGGUCCUGGUGUCUCCUUUGAAAGUGGACCUGUUUCUUCAGCUACAGGUUUCCCUCAAGUUAUUGUAUCAGCUGCUGCUUUUAAUAGGACGCUUUGGUUCCUGAUUGGAUCAGCUAUUGCUGUUGAGGCUAGGGCAAUGUAUAAUGUUGGGCAAGCAGGGUUGACGUUUUGGGCUCCUAAUAUUAAUGUUUUUAGGGACCCCAGAUGGGGGAGAGGCCAAGAAACUCCUGGGGAGGAUCCUAUGGUGGCUUCUGCUUAUGCUAUUGAGUAUGUCAAGGGUUUUCAAGGUGGGGAUUGGAAGAUUGGUGGUGGUCAGGGAAGUGGUGGUGGAUUGGGAGAGAGAAGGGUGUUGAGAGAAGUUGACGAUGGGCUUAUGCUGUCUGCUUGUUGCAAACAUUUUACUGCUUAUGACUUGGAGAAAUGGGGCAAUUUCAGUAGAUAUUCCUUCAAUGCUGUGGUUACUGAGCAAGAUUUAGAGGACACAUAUCAGCCUCCGUUUCGUAGUUGCAUACAGCAAGGUAAAGCAAGUUGCUUAAUGUGUUCUUAUAAUCAAGUUAAUGGAGUGCCUGCAUGUGCAAGAGAAGAUUUCUUACAAAAAGCUAGAACAGAAUGGGGCUUUCAUGGAUACAUCGUCUCAGACUGUGAUGCUGUGGCCACGAUUUUCGAGUAUCAAAACUACACAAAAAGCCCUGAGGAUGCAGUUGCUAUUGCUCUUAAAGCAGGUAUGGAUAUUAAUUGUGGCUCAUAUGUGAUUCGCCAUGCUCAAUCAGCAGUUGAUCAGGGUAAGUUGCAAGAAGAGGAUAUAGAUAGAGCUCUUCUCAAUCUUUUCUCAGUUCAACUUCGACUUGGACUGUUUGAUGGGAACCCCAAAAAUGGGCAGUUUGGAAAUCUGGGACCUGAAGCUGUUUGUACUAAAGAGCACAAGACACUAGCACUUGAAGCAGCAAGGCAGGGCAUUGUUCUUCUUAAAAAUGAUAAGCAGUUCCUGCCAUUGAAUAAGACAGCUGUCUCUUCCCUGGCUAUUGUUGGCCCCAUGGCAAACAAUGCAACCAAUUUGGGUGGUGAUUACACAGGAUAUCCAUGUGAUCCGCAGAGCCUUUUUGCUGGACUUAAAUCCUAUAUAACAGAGACAUCUUAUGCAGUUGGUUGUCCUGAUGUUUCUUGUGAUUCUGAUGCUCAAUUUCAUGAAGCAAUAAAUAUUGCCAAAAGUGCUGAUUAUGUAGUUGUAGUUGCUGGGCUUGAUUUGUCUCAAGAAACUGAAGAACAUGACCGAGUUAGUCUUUUGUUACCUGGUAAACAAAUGGCUCUGGUAUCUUCUGUUGCAGCAGUUAGUAAAAAACCAGUGAUUCUAGUUCUUAUUGGUGGAGGACCACUUGAUGUAUCAUUCGCCAAACUAGACCCAAGAGUUGCUAGCAUUCUUUGGAUUGGUUACCCUGGUGAAGCUGGUGCAAAAGCACUCGCGGAAGUUAUCUUCGGAGAAUAUAAUCCAGGUGGAAGACUGCCAAUGACUUGGUAUCCUGAGUCUUUCACCAAGAUACCAAUGACUGAUAUGAAUAUGCGAGCUGAUCCUUUUCGUGGUUACCCUGGAAGAACCUACCGCUUUUAUACCGGACCUCGAGUCUAUGGUUUCGGGGAAGGCUUAAGCUACACCAGUUUUACUUACAAGUUCUUGUCAGCACCAAGCAAGUUGAGUCUUUCAGGAUCUUUGACAGCUAAUUCCAGAAAGAGAAUACUACAUCAGAAAGGUAAAACACUUGGUUAUAUACAAAUCGACGAGAUGAACUCUUGCAACUCUUUGAGAUUCCAUGUGCAAAUAUCUGUCAUGAAUGUUGGAGAUAUGGAUGGAAGCCAUGUUGUGAUGUUGUUCUCUAAAGUGCCAAAAGUUUUUAAAGGCACUCCAGAAAAACAACUUGUCGGAUUUGAUCGCGUGCAUACGAUUUCUUACACAUCUACUGAAACAAGCAUCUUGGUAGAUCCUUGCAUGCAUCUAAGCAUUGCAAAUGAGCAGGGAAAAAGAGUAAUGCCAUUGGGUGAUCAUGUCCUAAUGUUAGGGGAUUUAGAAUAUUUUUUCACCAUUGAAGCUUAUUGAUGCCACUCAUGAUUCAGAAAUGGCCACUGUGUUGAACAUGAAUGUGGUCUUAACAUGAUUUCAUAUUGUAUCAGAAGAAUAAAAGAUUUUCAUGCAGACCAUGGCCUUUGCUCCCA
Messenger RNA from Manihot esculenta (cassava), 2606 nucleotides. RefSeq names its product probable beta-D-xylosidase 6. The transcript is spliced from 6 exons. Gene Ontology annotation, biological process: xylan catabolic process; arabinan catabolic process. Gene Ontology annotation, cellular component: plant-type cell wall. Bases 115 to 2490 code for a protein of 791 amino acids. The record is from RefSeq and is a predicted model, not a curated record. NCBI's taxonomy places the organism in Eukaryota, Viridiplantae, Streptophyta, Magnoliopsida, Malpighiales, Euphorbiaceae. Gene Ontology annotation, molecular function: alpha-L-arabinofuranosidase activity; xylan 1,4-beta-xylosidase activity.